CCGUGGCUAAGAUUACUGGCAACUUUGAGUCCACCGAGAUGAGUUCUUCCAGCAAAUCUCUAUCCGCACAAGACAUCUGGAAAUGGACAUUCACCAAGGAAGCGACAGCUCCAUGCUUCAUCAGAGACGCCCUCUCGAUGAAGGAAAGCAAUGCCAGAGAUACCGACUUCUACUGGCUGGGGCAUAUUCCUUGUCGAACAGUGCUUAUCGUUGGAAUAGUGGUUGGAAUCCAGGACUACGAGAAACGGACAUUGUACACUAUCGACGAUUCUACAGCUGUCAUAGACUGCGUACUUCGUCAUCCCUCGCCACCAAAAGCUCCAACAAAUUCUGAUGCAAGUCGCUCGGUUCAGAAAUCCAAAUGGGAGGCGACGUCGCAUGGAUUAAAUAGAUCUAUCCCUCCUCCGCCACCGCCCACUGCUGUCACUGCUAUUGGCUACCCAGUACAAGUAAUUGGCAAAGUCAUUCGAUUCCACGAUGCGAGACAAAUAGUAGUUGAAUCUAUUGAGCCAUGCAAGUCAACUAACGACCAAUGGAAACACUGGAAAACUGUCGUGGAGCUUCACAAGUCGAGAUAUUCCGUGCCGAAACCGUUUGAGAUACCAGCGCCUCUUGUUGUUUCUUCAUGUGAGACAGGUUCGGAAGAGCUCGGAAAUUGGCAGGAAAGGAGACUACCAGCUACUACAUUCAACAGACAAAGCUAUGCGUUGGCAUCGGAGACGAAUAUUACCGUGCCCCGUACUCCCUUGAAACGUCCACUAUAUGCCCAUGCCCCAUCCUCACCACUUACAGAUAGCACGACCUCCGCCCCAUCAAGUCCAAUCAAACAUGGAUCCGCAGACCUACCAAGACUUCGUCAUCCUUCCCGUUUACAUACACGAGACCUGACUGAGAACACAUUUCGGUUGUACCUCAAACAUUAUAUGGAUCAUGCGCCCGCUGUGGCGCUUGAUUGGGAUGUAGAUGAUGAUUUGUUCUCCACGCCGACUAAGCGGCCGCACGUCCCGUCCGACCAGACCCCCAAGGCGCGGACGGUAUACACAGCGCAUGACAGGACGCCACGCGCAUCUGCUCUGAAUGAUAGUACUCCCCGUCUCCCUGCAUUCACCCUCUCGCAUCUACGCCGCGUUCCGGAACUAGCACUCCUAGCUGGCCGGGUUGUUCGUACCGAGAUGAAGCGGCGCGCCCGAGCAGAGAAGGAGGCAGAGAAAGUCAAAGCUACGCAAACGCAGAAAGCCUCCGAGUCGAAAUAUACUCACGCUUCCUCAUCGAAAUCUCUUGCGCAUACCCACAUGAGGACCAAGCCCACAGAUGCACCGCGUGUGAAGAUGAAGCGCCUGUUUUCAUGGGCGGUGUUAAAGCUGUAUGAAGAAGGUAGUAUCGUGCUCUGUGAUAGACUCCUGAUGCCCGUCCCUGCUGUGUCGCGCUCUCAUGGGUCUGGCGAUACAAACGGGUUGUGGAAGACUGGGGACAGCACUGCUAGUUUCUCAAGCGCAAAUAACACUGUGUUCUCGACCGCGAAUAGCACGAUGUUUUCCUCUACCGGUGCUUCUCCGUCCAAGUUCGCGAUGUCUGAAGAAGAUGCAUAUCUCUCAGAUCCACCGAUGUGCGAGGAAGACGAGGCUUAUAUUUCUGUGACGCCGGCGUUGCUCGCUGGACCUGUUCGAGAGAUCAUGCGUGCGAAGGGGAUAAGGGGCAAGAGCGCCAAGGUUGGAGCGGAGGAGAUCACUAGGUGUUUGCGAAGAGAGGAUGCGCGCUGGGCGCGGGUAGGAGCGUGGGCUGUGGAAGAGGCCAUGGAAAGUAUUCUUGGCGAGUGGAAGUAGGUUCGUCGCAUCGCGAGCGUAUGUCGGCGGUCAACUCCAUAUGGGCGGAGUUGCUUAUGAUAUCUCUAACAGUAUGAUAUAAUAUACAAGUAAGUGUAUUGCUCUAUCCAUGCAGAUGAGCCUGUUUAGGUUGAAUUAAAUACAGGAUGGUCAGGA
This is a messenger RNA of Suillus clintonianus, 1979 nucleotides long. RefSeq lists its product as uncharacterized. Gene Ontology annotation, cellular component: chromosome, telomeric region; site of double-strand break; DNA replication factor A complex. Gene Ontology annotation, biological process: double-strand break repair via homologous recombination; DNA replication; nucleotide-excision repair. The record is from RefSeq and is a predicted model, not a curated record. The transcript is spliced from 5 exons. Bases 39 to 1823 code for a protein of 594 amino acids. Lineage: Eukaryota; Fungi; Basidiomycota; Agaricomycetes; Boletales; Suillaceae.